This is a messenger RNA of Colletotrichum destructivum, 1007 nucleotides long. RefSeq lists its product as uncharacterized. The record is from RefSeq and is a predicted model, not a curated record. Bases 1 to 843 code for a protein of 280 amino acids. Lineage: Eukaryota; Fungi; Ascomycota; Sordariomycetes; Glomerellales; Glomerellaceae. The transcript is spliced from 3 exons.
AUGAUUGGACAAAAUCACUGGAAGAAACGUCCAGGGCCCCCUGACAAGCGCCAGCCACCCGCCGCCUCUUUUUCCUCCGCAAGGAAACAUCCCCGGAAACGCCAGCAAAUCCAGAAUCGAGAAUCUCGUCCGGACCACUCUAAGCCAGGGCCAACUCACCGUUUCUUCCCUCCUCCGCCGGGCACAGCCACCAGCAAACCGCCAGCCUGGCUUGCUCUCGCUGGCGUGACUCGCGACGGGGAUGCGAACUGGGCAGCGCCGUUCACGAGGUGGCACCGUGGGAAGAGAGCUCUCCGCAAAAAUGCCCUCGGCUUGCCAAUGGCGUCACGGCGCAUUCCCGCCGUGAGCUCUCUGGAUCGAUCCGAGCCUAUGGACGAGACCGGGUUCACAUUAAAAUACCCUUCACCCUCUGCCACAUCCCUCCGAAUGGUGGCUUUUGGAAAGAUGGGCACCAUUCAACCGUUGCUCUGUGGUGUCCCCUUGCUCAGUGACUCAACCCUCGAUUGGUAUAUCACUCGAGUUCGCCCCGUUCAUGAAGCCAUCUGUCGUUGGCUUAUCUUGAGUUGGGUCUUUGCUCAUGUGGUAUCACAACACGACCAAAUCUCACUGCGCAUGUCUCAAGCAACGAGUCUCGUCACCCGAUCGGACCUCAUUGUAAAGAGCAGCAACGACAAAAAAAACUCUCGCCUACUCAACCCUGCUCUCGAGGCGGACCGGACCGAGUCUACUGCUGUAACAGGGCAGAAGAAUAUCGCUCGAUCUGAUCACGCAUACGGCCGGCUACACGACAUUGAGCCUCUCGGGAGCCCCAUCUCGUCGUCCAGAAAUAUCGCAUUGCCUUAGCAGCGUUUGGGCAGCCGCUCAUCGUGACCCCGGACUUUGCAUUUGGUUGGCUGAGAGGAGCCGCCGCUGAGCGCGCUUACAGCUUACACCAGACAACACCGGCUUCCCAAAAACCCACCCUCACCCGGUGCCGCCCAACGAAACAGCGAUUUGGGCCAAGUCGA